Epinephelus fuscoguttatus (brown-marbled grouper) is the source of this 1728-nucleotide messenger RNA. It is a transcript of the gene cdhr5-rs, whose product is annotated as cadherin-related family member 5, related sequence. The transcript is spliced from 14 exons. Gene Ontology annotation, molecular function: cadherin binding; calcium ion binding. Gene Ontology annotation, cellular component: membrane; adherens junction; catenin complex. Lineage: Eukaryota; Metazoa; Chordata; Actinopteri; Perciformes; Serranidae. The record is from RefSeq and is a predicted model, not a curated record. Gene Ontology annotation, biological process: homophilic cell-cell adhesion; multicellular organism development; cell morphogenesis. Bases 1 to 1728 code for a protein of 575 amino acids.
AUGUUGCAGGGCUGCAGGCUGCUGCUCUGGCAGGUGGCUCUCAGGUUGUCGUAUCACGUGGUAACAGCCAGUCUGUGUCUGGGGGGGUCAGACAUCUUUGCCUCGGUCAGAGAGAACAGUCCGACGGGUCAGUUCAUCUGGGCCUUUAUCUCACCUGGACCUGUUCAGGGAUCAGUGCUGAUUGCAGAGCUCACCUGUUAUGAGGAUGAUGUCAUACAGACUCAGUACAGGAUCCUGGUGGAGAUCGUCAACGAGAACGACAACACACCAAACUUCCUGAAGGAGACCAUUCAGCCGUUCACCAUCAGUGAGCUGACAGGGGUGAAUUCGGUCGUUUUCACGGUGAAGGCCAUUGAUGCAGACGGAGACAUCAUCAGUUACAUCAUCGAUGAAUCAGCGGGCGACGCAGCGUUCUUCAGGGUGGAUCUUCCAAACAGUGGGGACGUGGUUCUGAACAAACCUCUGGAUUACGAGAGCAGGACUCAGCUGCAGGUGACCAUCUGGGCUCAGGAAGCGAACACUGCAGAGAAGUUCAACACGUCCACUGUCCUCAUCGUCAACAUCGAGGACGGAGACGACCAGUACCCUCACUUCCUGCCCUGCACACCUGUGUCUCCAGGUGUUCCUGUCUGCAUGAACCCCACCUACACAGCCAACAUCACACACAAACACCAGGACGGUGUGAUGGAGUUUUCUCCUGGACCAAUCAGAGCAGAGGAUGGAGACCGAGGAAUCAACACCUCUCUGAUCUACAACAUCCUGUCAGCAGGUGACGACCGGGGCAGGUUUGUGAUCAACAACAGGACAGGUGAGCUCAGGUUAACCAGAGCGGUGAACGACCGACGACUGGAGACGAACUUCACACUCAGCAUCAUGGUGUAUCAGGAGGAUGACCGGCUGAAGUACAGCGUGGCGUCAGUUCUGAUCCGGGUUCUCAGUGAGAAUGCCUUCCCGCCGGUCUUCAACAGAACCACCUUCAAAGGUUUCAUCAUCCAGAGCUCUAGCCCCGCCUCCAUCGUCUCCACCUACGGGAACCAGGUGUUACAGAUCCAGGUGUUGGACCGUGACUUCCCUGACGGCCUGAAUCCAAACAUCCACUACUCCCUCCACCCCCCAUCCGGACUGUACCAAGUCACCCAGGGCGGGGUCCUGAUUGCCAGGACAGACCGCUUGCACGCCUUCGACAGACACAUACUGCAGGUCGUUGCCAGAGAUGAAGAAUCAGGAGAAGAAGCUUCAGCUUCAGUCGACAUUGAAGUUCUGCAGAGAGGACAGACAGUCCCUCGUGGUGCGUUCACGGAGCAGCAGUUGUUCGGAGACGUGGACAGCAGACUGGCUGGAGGCAUCGCAGCGAUGAUGGUGCUCCUGUUUCUCUCGGCUCUUCUGUUAGUGCUGCUGCGCACUGUGAGGAGAAGGCGACUACAACCAAACUCUGGCGAUCCCGCCACUGUUGCCCUUGGGAAACAUCCCAAUGUGGGGUCCGACGAGUCGUCAUUCAGCAACAGAGCUUUCAGUCAUCACUACGAGUCUUCAUCACAGUCACAGAGUCUUCACGGCCGACAGGGUGUCUACACCAGGAAACACUCUCUGCCUCCUCUUCCUCCUCCUUCGUCAUCAUCGAACAUCAUCAGCCAUCCCACAGGAAGACUCACGUUUCACUCUGACCUGUUUCCUGUCUCAGAGAACAGACCAAUCAGAGGACCCGUACAGGACCAUCUGUCCAUCUGA